AUGAAAAAAGCCGAAAGCGCAAGUUGUGAGUCGCUGGAAAAUCCCAGCGAACGGGAAAGUCACCCCUACGAGGUAAAUAAGGCAAACCAUUUCGUGGCCAACGUGGCCAAGGAGGAGAGGAGGAAAAUACCCACUGAUGAGCAUGGCCAAAAUGCGGGGAAGGAUGACACUGGUAGACAUAACGCUGAAGGGGGUGAAGCGACCAGCCCCAAUAACCCUGGCAAUGACAAUGGGCCCAACGAUAGUACCAGCGCGGAUGUGGAAGAUAAAAUAAUUAGGAAAUAUCUGAGCAAGCGGAUGAGUGACAUCGGUUUAAACCCCAUGAGGGGGAGUGAGAGUGGGGGGGAAAGUGCAGAGGAGAAGGAAAAGCCAAAGGGGGAUGGGAGCAGAGGCGAAAGUCUUGGGGGAAACAUGCGCGAAGACGGAGAGGGAGAUCCCCCCAAACGUCGAUCCGAACCGCCCGGCGAACACGUCAACAUCAUCAGCGACAGCAGCAGCGACGGGGAUGACGUGCCGCUUCUAAAAACGCUCAACAUUGAGCGGGCAAAAGUGCACGUCAAAGUGGGAGACAUAACAAAAGCCAGCGGCGGGGACGCUACCUCCAGAAUCGGCGGAGCAAUUGUAAAGAAGCGAAAAACGCACGAAGGGGAAGAGAAGGUAAAAAGUAUUAAACGCUCCCGCAUCAAUGGGGAUAUGCAAAGCGGAAACAAAAACAGGGACGCCGACCCUGAGUCAGAUGCAAGUAGCGAUGACGAAUACUUAAUCAAUCUUAUUAACAGCAACGGUGGUAGUGACGAAUUCCAGGGCAGUAGAAACCAGCAGACUGCAAAAAAGGAUGCAGCGCGCCGAUUAAACGGAAAGGCUGGCAGAAAGACAAGAAUCAGUGACGGUGGAGGGGAUGGAAGCGACUCCUCAGCAGACGACGACAGCACUUCCAGCUGCGAUUCGGACGAACCCAUCCUUGUAAAAAGUAAACUAAAAAAUCAAACGAAUUCUCCCCAAAGGGGGGUAGGCAGUAGUGCUGAUAGGUACGGCGGGCUCGUGCAGACCAUCGCCAGCACUGGUGACAGCGGCAGGGCUCAGAAUAACGGCGUACGUAGCAGUGAGACCAAACAGGUGGCAGCGAAAGGUAAAGGCAGCUCACAAGUAGUAGUAUCUAACAGUAGUGCAGCCGCAAAGAAAAAAAAUGCCUCUUCUAAAGGGAAGGAAUCUUCAAAUGUGCACGCAUCUCCCAAAAUGAAUGCAUCUCCCAAAAAGCAUGCAUCUCCCAAAAAGCACGCAUCUCCCAAAGCGCACGCUGCCCCAAACGCGAAGGGCAGCGCCCCGAAAAAAAAAAAAUCCAAAAAAGAUAAAGCCAAAAAAAAAAAAAAAAGCAGCAAAGCUGCGCAGAAAGGGGGCACCAAGGAGGGGCGGCAAAACGGCGUAGUCGCGAAGAGGGUAAAGAAAGGCAGCAAGGGGAGUGAUCGCUCCAAAAAGAGAGACAACGCCAAAGGGAGAGACCGCACCAAAAAGAGAGACCACACCAAAGGGAGAGACCGCAUCACCCGCAAAGAUAAACCAAAAUGCAAGCACAGGCACAGCAGCGACGACCUCGAAAACAGCCUGAGUCAAAGCAACGACAUCGAAACAGAUUCCAUCGUUAUAGGUACGUUCGACCCGCACAAUCGGACCCCCAAGGAAAAGCUCGUAGCGCAGCUGCUCAUUCGCUGGUGGUACGUCCUACCGGACUGGCCAACGCCUGACUUUAAUUAUGAGCCGGAGCUAACCAAAAGAAAGUUGAGGCUAGUCUCCCUGGAAGAAUAUGAAGAUGAAGAAGACGUAAACAAAGAGGGCUUUCGAAAGGUCUACGAAAUCUCUGCCUUCCCGGGAGUCUUUCGAGACGCUACUGGAAAGGCAUAUGACUUGAGGGACAAAGAAUCCUGCCCCUGUUACAACAACUUUAUAAAAAAAACAGAACUGGAGUUGCUGGAGCUAAUCUGCCAAGCUAUAAAGAACCAAAUGGAGUCUCUCAAAAAGUCCGUGUAUGAUGAGAGCGGCACAGAGAGGACUCUCGAACGGCAGCUCAAAGAUGCAGAGGGGAAACUGAACAAAAUUACAAAAAAAAAGGCAACAAAAACAAAGGCGGAGGGGGGGGCUCCAGAGGGGGAACUCGACGAGGCACCGGAGGAGGCACCAGAGGAGGCGCCAGAGGAAACGCCCGAGAAGACGCCCGAGAAGACGCCCGAGGAUACACCCGAGAAGGCUUCCGAGGAGACACCAGAGAAAACACCCGAGGAGACCCCCGAGGAGUCACCCGAGGUAGGGGGGGAUACAUAG
Molecule: messenger RNA, 2316 nt
Organism: Plasmodium vivax (malaria parasite P. vivax)
Lineage: Eukaryota; Apicomplexa; Aconoidasida; Haemosporida; Plasmodiidae
Exons: 1
Coding region: 1-2316 (771 amino acids)
Source: RefSeq, a predicted model, not a curated record